Molecule: messenger RNA, 2925 nt
Organism: Scatophagus argus
Lineage: Eukaryota; Metazoa; Chordata; Actinopteri; Scatophagidae
Product: interferon-induced GTP-binding protein Mx-like
Exons: 12
Coding region: 510-2363 (617 amino acids)
Biological process (GO): defense response to virus
Cellular component (GO): nucleus; membrane; cytoplasm
Molecular function (GO): GTPase activity; GTP binding; microtubule binding
Source: RefSeq, a predicted model, not a curated record
AUAGGUAUACAUUAUGUGUUCCAAUUAAUUCUGCAGAAAGUGUGAAAAUAAUCGACAUAUUUCUGCGCAGGUUGGAUCUAUCUGACAACAUGUGAAGCAUUUGUGGGGAAAAAAAUAAAGCAAGGUGACAACCAAAAUACAGAAAGACACUGCAAAUGCAGAAAAUACGACUAAAUCGUUAAAACAAAACCAAACAUACAGAAAAUCCUGCUCGGAGGCAAAAUAUAGAUAUAGUUUUACCCUAACCCAACACCAUCAAUGGUGGGCUAACUUCAGUACUCUCGCGAAUCACAAACCAGGACACCAACAUUAAGCCUUGUUUAAACAUUAAUCACUAUCGGUAUGUGCUGGUGUUGGUACAAUUUGAAGUAGUGAAAGUGAACGCUUCCAGUGUCUGGCAGUCUCCACCUGCCACACGAACAGCAGCUGCUGUCUCGACGAGACCAAACUCGUUUCACUGAGCAGGACUCGCACUCAGCAGGUUUCUUUAUAGGAGACAAGUCCUCAUCAUGAACACUCAGAACCGACAGUAUGAGGAGAAGGUGCGUCCCUGCAUUGAUCUCAUUGACUCUCUUCGCUCUCUGGGAGUAGAGAAGGACCUGGCGCUGCCUGCUAUCGCCGUGAUUGGAGACCAAAACUCGGGGAAGACCUCCGUGCUGGAGGCGCUGUCAGGGGUGGCUCUGCCGAGAGGAAGUGGAACUGCUACUCAAUGUCCUCUCAAGCUGAAGACGAAGAGGACAAAAGAGGGCGAGGAGUGGUAUGGAAAGAUAAGCUACCAACGCAAAGUCAAUGAGAACUACGAGGAAAAGAUAAAAAAUCCUGCAGAUGUGGAGAAAAAGAUUCAAGAAGCUCAGAAUAACUUGACCGGCACUUCGGUGGGGAUCAGUGAGGAACCCAUCGAUCUGGAGAUCGCUUCUCCAGAUGUUCCGGAUCUGACGCUUAUAGACCUGCCCAGCAUCAACAGGGUGGCUGUAAAGGGACAACCAGAGAACAUCGGAGAGGAGAUUAAGAGACUGAUCAAGAAAUUCAUCAGAAAACAGGAAACCAUCAUCUUGGUGGUUGUUCCAUGCACUGUGGACAUAGCAAACACAGAGGCUUUGAAGAUGGCCCAGGAAGUGGAUCCUGAUGGAGAGAGGACUUUGGGUAUUUUGACUAAGCCCGAUCUGGUGGACAAAGGCACAGAGGAGACGGUGGUUAAAAUUGUCCAUAAUGAGGUCAUUCACCUGAAGAUGGGCUACAUGAUCGUCAGGUGCAGGGGCCAUCAGGAGAUCACAGAGAAGGUGUCUCUUAUUGAAGCAAUGGAAAGAGAGAAAACCUUCUUCCAAGAUCAUGCACAUUUCCAGAUUCUCUACAAUGAGGGUCAAGCCACUGUUCCAAAACUGGCUGAAAAACUCACCCUUGAGCUGGUGCAUCACACUGAGAAAUCUCUGCCUCGACUGAAAGAGCAGACGGAGGAGAAACUAGCACAGACUCGUGCAGAGUUGGACAGAUGUGGCAAUGAACCCCCGUCUGAUGCAACUGAGAGACUUGUCUUCCUCACUGAAAAAGUGACAGCAUUCACUCAGGAUGCCAUCAGUCUGACCACAGGAGAGGAACUAAAGUGUGUAGACAGGAUCAACAUCUUUACUACGCUCAGAAGAGAGUUUGAGAAGUGGAUUGUCCACCUGGAACACUCAGGAGAAAACUUUAACAAGAGGAUUGAGAAAGAGGUGGAGGAGUAUGAAGAGAGGUACCGUGGAAGAGAACUGCCGGGCUUCAUUAACUUCAAGACCUUUGAGUUUAUAGUCAAGGAGCAGAUCAAACAGCUGGAAGAACCUGCUGUCAAAAGACUCAAGGAAGUAGGAGAUGCUGUUCGGAAGGAGUUCAUUCAGCUGGCUCAGAACUGCUUCGCUGGACUUCCUAACCUUGUGGACAAAUCCAAGGCAAACAUCGAAGCCAUUAAGAAAGAAAAAGAGUCUACUGCUGAAAACAUGCUGAGAACCCAGUUCAAGAUGGAGCUGCUUGUUUACUAUCAAGAUAAAACCUACAGCGGCAUCUUGUGUGACAGAAAGAGUGAGGAGAACAAGGAGAAAGACGAAGACAGCAUGGAUAAUCGUGCAUUUCAGAAGCUGAUGUUGGACCUUAAAUCAUAUUACAAAUUUGUCAGCCAGCAUAUAGCUCACCAAAUCCCCCUUGUGAUCCGCUACCACAUGUUGCACGAGUCUGCAGUCCAGCUGCAGAAGGAGAUGUUCAAACUGCUUCAGGAUAAAAACAAAUUGAAUUUCUUGCUGACGGUGGGUUCCGACACUGGCCAAAAGAGGGCUGCCUUGAGGAGUCGCCUCAGUAAUCUCACGCAGGCCCUUGCAUACCUGGUGGAGUUCUAGAGGGGGUCAAAACUUGACAUCAUGAUGUUGUUUUUUAAGCUGUCUCAUAAAUUCAUCAUUGCGAAGUUAGUGUAUGAUUUAGAUCUUGGGUGUAAAAUGAAAUGUUAUAUGUGCAAAUGAUCUAUUUGAUGCAAAUGCUAAAUCAGAAUGUGUGCUCAAAGCUAGAAGUUACUAAAACUAACCUACUAUCAAAAAAAUGUUCAAGCCCCUCAAGCUCCUGAGUCAUCAUAACAAGAAUGAAUCAGAAACAUUGCACCAACAUGGUGAUGUCUCAUCUGGCGAGGACCAGACUUGAAUAUCGGUCUUUCUGUCUAUCAUGUUAAAGUCACCAAGAACCCGAGAAAGAGUGGCAAAUACGAUUUAAAGGGCUAUGCAAAAUAAUAGCCACAAGAAAUGGUCAAGAAAUAUACAGUCAUAGUCCUCACUGACUUUCUUUCACAAAUGAAUAAAAAAAACCAGAUGUAUAUUCUUUCGAAUUGACAGCAAUGAAUUGUCUGAUGUUACAUUGGGCAUGAAUUGAAAUAAUCACUGAAUAAAAAUGACCAUUGUCAAGGCUGAUUCA